Brenthis ino (lesser marbled fritillary) is the source of this 219-nucleotide messenger RNA. The record is from the annotation of a GenBank genome assembly. NCBI's taxonomy places the organism in Eukaryota, Metazoa, Arthropoda, Insecta, Lepidoptera, Nymphalidae.
AUGAGUCAGAGGACCAAAAACCCUGAAUCUAUGUACACUUGGAAACAAAUGAUGAGUAAUAAAUUGCUAUCGACAAUGCUGAACACUACGGCUCUUAAGGAAGCGGCCGUCCGGGGAUUGAACGGCUACAAUUGUGAUGCUUACACGCCAUGUCCCAUACGAAAGGAUAGCUUGCAAACGAUUAUAAACAGUUUUUCCAUGUUAACUAAUUUGAAACUU